Cannabis sativa is the source of this 2653-nucleotide messenger RNA. RefSeq names its product probable pectinesterase/pectinesterase inhibitor 21. The record is from RefSeq and is a predicted model, not a curated record. Gene Ontology annotation, molecular function: pectinesterase activity; pectinesterase inhibitor activity. The transcript is spliced from 2 exons. Gene Ontology annotation, biological process: cell wall modification. Bases 717 to 2447 code for a protein of 576 amino acids. NCBI's taxonomy places the organism in Eukaryota, Viridiplantae, Streptophyta, Magnoliopsida, Rosales, Cannabaceae.
CCAAAUCACGUGCAUGCUACUACCAAAAAAACAAAAAUCCUAUAUAUUUUAACAAGCAUAAAAUUAAAGCUUUGGUAAGACUGAUAAAAGAAAAACUAUAUAUACAUAAUAUAACAUAACAUUAACAGUAAUAUUGGUAAAAUUAAUAAAUAAAAGGUUACAGUUAUAAUCUAAAAAUCAUGUCCUCUAAGUAAAUACCUAAUCUAUAAACCAAUAAACAAAUACUGCUCAGUACAUUUAAGAAAAAUAAGAAAUCACCAAAAGUUUAUGGAAGUAAUCCUAAAUAUAAACAUUAAAUAGUUAUGAAGGUGUGUAUUAUAAAUUAGAGAUCAAUGGUGUAGAAUUAUGAGAGACCUAUUUGUUAGCAUAAACUAAAAGUUGAGAGCUUUUUAAACUUGGAAAAGUCUAACAACCUUUUGUGCUGUGAAUCUCUACAACCCCACAUUUUCUUAACAGAAAACAAACUGUUUCUUUUAUAUUUCCUUUUUCUUUUUUUUUUCCAAAACACAUUCUGUUUUUGGAACAUGCGAUUAUAAAUCAAAUCUUUCAUUCAUAGAGUCCAAAUGGGCAUUUUAGCCAAAGAGUAGAAAAGCCCCCUAAUCACUAAUUAUUAUUUCACAACAAAAAAAAAAAAAAGGAAAGUAAAAAAAAGGAUUUAUAUAUAUAUUGGUUAUUAGUCAUAGAUUACAAAAUCAAAGAAUAUCAUCAUCAUCAACAUGUCAUUUGGUUCUUCUCAUAAUGGGAAUGAUAGAAAGAAAAAGAUUGCCAUUAUUGGUACAUCUACAUUAAUUUUGGUGGCGAUGGUGGUGGCGGUAGCAGUCGGUUUCAACCGCGGUGAAACCGACUACCAAGCUACCGCCAGCCCUUCACCUGCGGGUAGUGUAUCUACCACGUCAAAGGCCGUUCAGGCCAUUUGUCAACCCACCGAUUACAAACAAACUUGCGAGAGCACAUUAAGCAAGGCGGCCGGCAACACAACCGACCCGAAAGAGCUCGUAAAGGUUGCAUUCGACGUAGCCGUAAGUUACAUUGGCGAAGCCAUAAAGAAGUCAUCGACAUUAAAGGAGCUUGCAAAGGAUUCAAGAACAAACCAAGCGUUGGCUAAUUGCGACGAGCUUCUCAACUACGCGAUCGACGACCUCCAAGACUCUUUUCACAGGAUUGGACCUUUUGAGAUGUCUAAACUUGAUGAAUACAUGGAUGAUUUGAAGAUAUGGCUUAGUGCUGCUGUUACCUACGAGCAAACAUGUCUAGAUGGUUUCGAAAACACGACCGGUGAGGCCGGGGAGCGAAUGAAAUCGCUUCUAAAGACGUCUCAAGAGCUUACAAGCAAUGGUCUUGCUAUGGUGACAGAGAUCUCUACAAUCUUAUCGAGUUACAACAUUCCAAUGAACAUUAGCCGCCGCCUUUUGUCGAGCGGCGGCGGCUUCGAGAGCGGUCCUGGGUGGGUGAAUGAGGGACAACGGAGGCUGUUGGCGGCGAAAGGGCCGAAAAUAAAGGCGGAUGUGGUGGUGGCUAAGGAUGGGAGUGGGAAGUACAAGAGUAUUAAUGAGGCUUUGAAGGAUGUUCCUAAGAAGAAUAAUAAAACUUUUGUGAUUUAUAUUAAGCAAGGAGUUUAUGCUGAGAAAGUUAUGGUUGAUAAGCAUAUGACUCAUGUUAUGAUGAUUGGUGAUGGCCCUACUAAGACUAGGAUCACCGGAAAGGAUAACUUCAUUGACGGAACCCAAACUUUCAAGACCGCCACCGUCUCCAUUGUUGGAAACAACUUCAUAGCAAAAGACAUGGGAUUUGAGAACACAGCAGGACCAACAAAGCACCAAGCAGUAGCCCUCCGAGCCAACUCCGACAUGUCAGUCUUCUACAACUGCCACAUGGACGGUUAUCAAGACACUCUCUACACUCACGCCCACCGUCAAUUCUACAGAGACUGCACCAUCUCCGGCACAAUCGACUUCAUCUUCGGUGACGCCGCCGCCCUCUUCCAAAACUGCAAAAUGGUUGUCCGAAAGCCUCUAGAAAACCAGUUCUGUAUCGUCACCGCCCAAGGCCGAACCGACAAGCGCGAGGCCACCGGAUUAGUCCUCCAAAACUGCACCAUUGCCGGCGACCCGCUUUAUCUACCCAACAAGAACAAGAACAAGGCUUAUUUGGGAAGACCGUGGAAGGAGUAUUCGAGGACCAUUAUUAUGAAUUCACAAAUUGAUGAUAUUAUAGCUCCCGAAGGUUGGUUGCCUUGGGCUGGAACAUUUGCUAUUAAUACUUGUUUCUAUACUGAGAUUUCGAAUCGGGGCCCCGGAUCCAAUAAGGUUCGACGGGUCAAGUGGAAAGGAAUUAAGAAUGUUCCAACCACUAGAGCUACUCAGUAUACUGCUUCAAGGUUUAUAAGGGGUGAUGCUUGGAUUAAGGCUACUGGAGUUCCCUACACUUCUGGCCUCAUAAAUGUAUAGACAUAUAUAUAUACGUAUAUAAAUACUUAUUACUUUUACGUAUGUACGUACUUAUAUAUGCAUGUAUGCAUGCAUGCACCGUAUUAAUUAGUAGUGAUGUAUGUAUGUUUUUUUUUUUUCUAUUAACCAAGGGAAAAAAGGAGAGGAUAUAAGAAUAAUUAAUGGAGCUUAAUUUGUUUAAUGUAAAAAGAGAUCGAUUUUAAUGU